Coregonus clupeaformis (lake whitefish) is the source of this 3898-nucleotide messenger RNA. RefSeq names its product delta-type opioid receptor-like. The record is from RefSeq and is a predicted model, not a curated record. Gene Ontology annotation, cellular component: membrane; neuron projection. Gene Ontology annotation, biological process: G protein-coupled opioid receptor signaling pathway; neuropeptide signaling pathway. Lineage: Eukaryota; Metazoa; Chordata; Actinopteri; Salmoniformes; Salmonidae. The coding region runs from base 410 to 1546 and encodes 378 amino acids. Gene Ontology annotation, molecular function: neuropeptide binding; G protein-coupled enkephalin receptor activity. The transcript has 5 exons.
GUCAACAUUACACAGACCGAUCCUCCUGAGAACAGGACUCAUCUCUUUCAACCAGACACAAGAACGAACAUUUCUUGAAUCAUCUUAAUGUUCUGUGAACUCUAAACAGUUGUGAAAUCAUUUUUGCUUUUCCAUUCUUAUUUUUUUUUUUGGGGGGGGAAGUCUGUCAUCGUUCUGUUUUUCAGGAUCGACCCCUUGGUGAGACAGACCAACUGACCAACUGUAAACUGUCCACCUCGCCCUUUGGCGCAUGAGGAUCAGUACACACCUUCCAGCCAAUAAAACGCCGAGUAGGCGAAACAAAAGCGCGAGCCGUGCCGGUCUAGCCGACAAGUAGUGCUUGGAGAAGUCUUCAGCACCACGGACCAGAGAACAGUAACAGUCACAGGCGCGCGACAGUCCUAGAGCCAUGGAGCCGUCCACUGCCCCUGGUGCUGAACCGGCUGAUUUUGACAUGUACUCGGUGAUUCCGUUCAAUGUCACCUACCCGGACGACGAGAUGGGGUUCGUGCCCAACGGGGAAAACUACACCCAGCAGCUCCCGGUUCAGAGCGCCUCCAAUAUUAUAGUAGCCAUCUCCAUCACCGCGCUCUACUCCGUUAUCUGCGUGGUGGGAUUGCUCGGGAAUGUCCUUGUGAUGUACGGGGUGGUGAGAUACACCAAGAUGAAGACAUCCACCAACAUCUACAUCUUUAACCUGGCUCUAGCGGAUGCCCUAGCCACCAGCACACUCCCCUUCCAGAGUGCCAAGUACCUGAUGGGGACCUGGGCCUUCGGAGAGUUCCUCUGUAAGGUGGUCAUCGCCAUCGACUACUACAACAUGUUCACAAGCAUCUUUACCCUGACCAUGAUGUCUGUGGACCGCUACAUUGCUGUGUGCCACCCAGUGAGAGCCCUGGAGUUCAGGACGCCCGCCAAGGGUAAGAUCAUCAACGUUCUGAUCUGGGUUCUGUCCUCUGCCAUCGGAGUGCCCAUCAUGGUCAUGGCGGUGACAAAAACGACAGACAGUGGUCAGACUAUGUGCACACUGAAGUUCCCCGACCCUGACUGGUACUGGGACACAGUCACUAAGAUCUGCGUUUUCAUCUUUGCCUUCAUCGUCCCUGUCACGGUCAUCACCAUCUGCUAUGGUCUGAUGAUACUGCGUCUGCGCAGCGUCCGCCUGCUCUCCGGCUCUAAGGAGAAGGACCGCAACAUGCGCCGCAUCACCCGCAUGGUCCUCGUGAUUGUCGCGGCCUUCAUCAUCUGCUGGACGCCCAUCCACAUCUUCAUCAUCAUCAAGACCCUGGUGGAGAUCGACUCUAGGAACCCCUACGUGAAAGCCAGCUGGCACCUCUGCAUUGCGCUGGGCUACAUGAACAGUAGUCUCAACCCCGUUCUCUACGCUUUCCUGGACGAGAACUUCAAGAGGUGCUUCCGGGACUUCUGCCUGCCCUGCCGGACCCGCGUGGAACGCAACUCCCUCAACACAGGUCGGAAUGCCAACCGGGAACCCGUGUCCGUCUGCGCUCCGACUGUAGCUGGGACGGAAAAGAAGCCUGUAUGACUAGGCAUGGACCAGAUCCCUUGUGGUUCUCGAUCCAGGAGGGUCCAGCAAGACCUGCAGUCUGAGAUCACCCAGAUCUCCACAACAGAGUUCUGACAGGACAAACAAUGAUUCACACAGAGGUGUCAGUAAAGGGGGUUCAAACCACAUCAUCGUUUUUUUUUUGACCACAUCAUUGACAUUCCUCCCAGUGAGAUUUAGGAACUUUCUUUAUUGUAGCUCAGAAAGAGAGAGAUUCAAUGUUUCAUCAUACAUUGUUUUCGAUAAAACUCAACACACAUCUCUGUGAAGGUUCUAUCUAGAGACAAUCUGCGAAGGUGCCAGGGCUUUUUAAGUAGUGAAUUUCUGGUUUGUGACAAAUGAAUGUCUGGCUGCAGAGUGAAUACACCGGAUGUUGUCAAGGACAGUGGUCCAAAGGAUACGACAUGGUUUUGUCAAUGACUGAUGACAAGCUGCACAAAUAUGGGACUGGUUAUUUUUUUUAAAUAAGGCAACAGGUUAAGGGAAACCACUGAAUGAGUAGAUAUGUGGACAUCUGAAAUGUGGACAUUUGAACCAGGAGGGGGUGGAGAAAACACCCAACACUGUUCAGUGAAAAUGACAGUUGUUACAACUGACGGACUUGGCACAGAUUCCAAAUGCUAAGCAGUGGUCUCAUGUACCAGAGACUGCAUCAUCCAUCUUGAAAAGACAGACUGUAGUUUGGGUACAGUACACUGCGUGUGUGACGUCAAUGCUUCUCCAGGCUACAGUAACCUUGUGCUUUGACAAACUGAGAAAGUGGAGAAGCAUGGAUGUCCAACCUUUGUUGAUAGACCUUCUUUCUAUUCUCUGGGAAGCAAGCACCUGUAAACUAACAUUGAUGAGAAACUUCAAAGAUUGCUGACGCAUAUUCCAACCAUCACACUUGACUCCACUUUCAUAGAGACAAACUAAGAUAUAAUGAAGAAAAAAAACGACGUCAUUUUCCACUUUCCGUCUACUUCAGAACAAAAGGCAAAACAAAUACAUUUCACACGCCACAGAGAAAGAAGAAACUACAGAUCCUUUUUGACAGGUUGGAUGAUGGAUGAAAGCGUACUUUAGUGCAAAGCACUGGGGCACGAGACGCUGAAACAAAAUGGGAAAAUGGGAAAAUGGGCCUGAUAGCUACGUGAAUCCGUAAAAUAUGGACAUCUAGCACAGAGCUCUGUGACUGCCUGUGCUCUACUGCUGUACCAUAGCAUUUCCUUUCCACUGACACCUCGGCUCUCGGCUCCAAACCUACUAGACUUUCAUGGAUCGGAGCAGAGAGGUAGAAGGGACCACUGAGAGGAAUAACUAAACAAUCAUAGACCACAGAGGGUUGAGGAGCAGACAGCCUAAUCUAGAUAAACACUCUGUGUGAAUGCAGUACUACUCUGAUGAAUGUAAAAAAGAAACAACAACAGCAGAACAACUUUAAAACUGACAAGCCUGAAGAGUAUGGCGGCUUGUGAGACCAAGACCACAAACCUCUUGAGAAUCACUGAGCAUUUAUAUAGCUGAACCAAGUGAGAUUUGAAUAGGACUCACUAUCUGUGUUACUGUGUAAUUGGAGAAAAACAUUGUGUCAUCUGUCAAAUUAAAUCGAUGGCAGAUUAGAAACACUAACUAUGGCAUUAUGUCAUGAUAAGAUUCCUAAGAAAGAUGAUGACAGCGCUCAAUUUUACCUUGCGGGCAUCAACUAAUGAUAGUGAUUAAGAUGAAAAUUACCCUUCAUAUUUCAUAGGCUGUAGGCUAUAAUUUAUGAGUUUAUUAUAGGGUAUAAAUUCUCCCGGUAACCUUGCAAAACAUCAAUACUGAUGAAAGAUCAAGCCUGCAAAUCGUUCCAUAGAUUGCAACCCACAUGGCACCCUAUUCCCUAUAUAGUGCACUACAUUUGACCAAGUAGUGCACUAUUUAGGGAAUAGGGUACCAUUUCAUACAUUUUUACUGACCUUGGACACAAUACUAUGUCAUGAACCACUGUGACAAGCCCAAAAAUGUGGACAAGAGGUUUGUGAAUUGUUUUGCAUAAUGAUACUAGCUAGCACAGUCUAAGGAAGAAAAUAUAAUAUAAUUAUUGCUUAUGUCGAUGUCAGCUUAGAUGACAUAUAACUAUUAAAGGUUAGAUGUCAACAUUCUGGUAUAUUUCUAAUGAGAUGUAUUUGCAUGUCUGUGGAAAUACUGACGUCAGAAGGAUACAACAUUUACUGAAGGUAAGGAAACCAAAAUCAGUUCCAAACUAAAAUCACUUAACGUGACUUUGUAGAUAUAGACAUUCUUAGAACUCCUGCAUAUUAUUUACGUAGUUGGCUAACUUUUUCAGUGACAGGUGAAACUAACUUGCUU